Molecule: messenger RNA, 1365 nt
Organism: Owenia fusiformis
Lineage: Eukaryota; Metazoa; Annelida; Polychaeta; Sabellida; Oweniidae
Source: the annotation of a GenBank genome assembly
CUUGGAUGUGUGGGUAUCGGUAUUAAAAAAAGAAUUUAUGACGUACAGACACAUUUCAGAUCGGCCUGACAUUAUUUGGACAGGUUGACUCGGAGGAAAGAGACGGUCGAGGACUUAUUGAGAUAAGCUAUGGAGACUAACGAUGGAGAUUGCACAACAAGAAACUCAUUAAAUCCUCUUGUAGAGAUUAUUAUGAACUCACAUCAGUGCAGAAUUAUUCUCGGACCCUCAAUUAGAAAAUAAAAAUUUGAAGCAUUGCCAAUCAUGUAAAAUUGCACAAAAUAUAAGUGGAGUGCAGAAAACAAAGACAAAUUGAGCAGCGGCAUAUAAUACUCAUAUUAGAAUGGAUGAUGUAACACUGAUCUUUGAUUGGCCAAUCAUUACCAAUGACAACCAUACUGAGAACGCAAAAUGUGAACAUUCAAUGACACAUGCUGAAGAGAUUGGAUAUGUCUAUAUAAUACCAAUCAUAUGUGGCUUGGGCAUCAUAUAUACCAUCAUUAAUAUUGUAGUACUGUCUCAGCGUUGCUUAGAAGGGACACCUUAUACGUAUCUUCUGGCAUUGGAGAGUUCUGAUUUGGUGACGUUGAUGCUGGUGUUUCCGAUCGGAUUCGUUCGUUGUAUGAGUUGCAAUACCCAGGAUUCCGCAGGCUAUGGACGCAGAUUCUAUGAGGUUUACAUCAUGUUGCCAUUCAAUAAUAUCUCCGCUACGAUGAGUAUAUGGAUCACCAUGGCCCUGGCUAUAGAGCGGUAUCUCUAUGUUAAACGUCCCUUGUUGAGUAUGAAGUAUUGCACUAUUCCUAAUACACGUCUCAUCAUAGCAAUAAUUGCAUUAGGAGCAAUAACACUAAACAUAUCAUAUUUCAUAGCUAGUAAGAUUACAGAUUGUAACACUUACGAUUUGUCUGAAUUUGGACACAGUUCGCUCUAUAUAGCAUUAUCUUGGAUAAGGGCGUUGUUUCGUAAUUUUUUACCGUCACUUAUUCUUACAGUUCUUACGUGUAUUCUGAUCCACUCUGUUUGCACCUGGAAAAUUCCGCAUCAUGACUCAGAGCAUCGCUACUGCAAAGAACAUCACCAUAUAAUGACCAAUCACCAGCUCACAAUGGUACUAAUUUGUAUCAUUUUUGUGUCCCUUCUCGGUAACAUUCCAAUAGCGUUUGCCUUUCGUGGAGUCGCAACACCAAUAUUUGGCAAUCUUAAUACCGAUUUGUAUCGGAAUUACCGCCUUGUGGCAAACAUUCUAGAAUUAGUGGCUACAUCUACCAACUUUAUUAUUUACUGCACGAUGGAUCGGAGGUUUAAAAUUGUGUUAAAAGAUGUCGCCACCAGAUGGUGCUGCCCGUGGAAAAGAAGGAAUUUAGC